CUCUCCCCGAUUUGCUCAUAUGAAACUUGUCUUCUACGGGCACCAGCUUUCGAACUUUCCAAUCCAAUCUCUCUUUCUUUUACAUUUUGAUUCUCUCGGAUACCAUUGCGAUCUCAAACCCUACAAAUUAUUCUCCGUAUCUUUUCCAAUCCCAUAAACUGCAUUUUCUAGUCUGGGAAAUUUUUUCGACCAAUUGUCUCGGAGGAUCUUGCACAGCCGACAAUUUUUCUUGGUGGGCUUUGUUUUCUGGGUGUUGAAAUUCAAAGUUGCUUUUAUUUCUUCCUUUUUCCUUUGUUACUUUUGCAAGAAGAAAUAAGAUCGGAGAGGAUGAUCGAAGGAAGAUUGUCUCCGAUUGGAACAUCGUGUUUCGUGGUACUGUGGCUUUAAGGAGUGGCUCUUUUUGUUUUGACCCUUGAAUGAUUUCUAGGUUUGAUUAGGGUUUCUGGUUAAGAAAGUUUUUUCCUUUGUUCUUUUAAUGCUUUGCAAGCUCCCUUUUUCUUGCUCAACUUUGCUUGGUAAUCUAUCAAAUUUCAGUUCUUGUUCUCUUUGUUUCUUUCCAGCUACUUUCAGUUUUCGCAUUUUUCUUUUACAUUUUCCGCAGUCUAAAUAAAAGUUUCAUGGAGAAGUUCGAAGUUUCUAAUUUGGUGCUUGUGUGUGUAAAUGCGCUCACGGUCAAGUAGGAUUGGAGUUUAAUACUUACAAAUUGGGCAGUUGUAUUAUUCAAGGAGCCAUUGAUCAAUACGAAUGAUAGUAUUGGUUGGCAUUGUGUUCACUCAUCCAGAAUGUUUGUUAGCACAUCAGGAUUAGUGGCUAUGUGUUUGCAGAUGGGGGCUUAUAUAGUAGUCUCAUUGCAUGUGUGAUUCACAGAAAUAAGGAAAAUAGUAAAGCAUUAUGGUUGCAAAAGACCAAAGACAUGCUACCAACUCUCCUACUCCCAAAGCAGAGGUGGGAGAGAUAGACACCAGUGCACCAUUUCAAUCUGUUAAAGAUGCUGUCAACCUCUUCGGUGAAGGUGCUUUAUCAGGGGAAAGACCUACCAUUAAGAAGGCAAAACCUCACUCUGCAGAGAGAAUACUGGCCAAGGAGACACAGCUCCAUUUGGCUCAGAAAGAGCUAAACAAGUUGAAGGAACAACUAGAGAAUGCUGAAACUACAAAACUGCAAGCCCUUGUAGAGCUUGAAAGAGCUAAAAGAACCGUUGAGGGUUUGACUCAAAAGCUGACUUCGCUUACUGAAUCCAAGGAAUCGGCCAUCAAGGCUACAGAAGCCACAAAGAACUCUGACAAUCCUAUUGGAACUAAUGGUGCUUUGAAACAAGACUUAGAAGACACAAGAGAGCAGUACAUGACAGUGAUUACUGAACUUGAUGCUGCAAAGCAAGAAUUAAGGAGAAUUCAUCAGGACUUUGAUGCUUCCUUGCAAGCAAAACUUGCUGCCUUCAAGCAGGCUGCAGAAGCCAAAGAUGCAGCCAAAGCAAACACGGAAAAAAUUACUGAGCUCUCCAAGGAAAUUUCAACCGUGCAGGAAUCGCUUGAGCAAGUGAAGCUUGCCACUUCAGAAGCUCAGCAAGAGCAAGCAAAGAUAUUUGCUGAAAAGGAUGUCCAGAUACAGUCAUAUAAAGCUACCCUAGAGGAGUCAGCACAGAAUUUGCAUGCUUUGAAGAAAGAAUUGGAUCCUGAACUCACCAUAAAUCUUGAAGCACGGCUGGCUGACAGAGUGAGUGAAAUUGGGGCUCUGCAAAAGCAAAUGAAAAAUGCAAAGGCUUCAGAUUUAGAUUCCAUGAAAACUGUCACUUCAGAGUUGGAUGAUGCCAAGGAGUCACUACAGAAAACUGCAGAAGAGGAAACCUCCCUGCGAAGCUUGGUGGAAGCUCUUAAGGUGGAGCUGGAUAAUGUGAAGAAGGAACAUGCUGAACUAAAGGCGAAGGAAGCAGAAACAGAAUCCAUUGCUGGGAAUCUGCAUAUAAAGCACCGGAAAGUUAAGUCUGAGCUUGACGCAUGCCUAGUGGAGGAGUCUAAAGCAAGAGGGACUUCUGAGGAGCUGAUCUCCACACUUAACCAGCUUUCUUCAGAAACCGCAAAUGCAAGGCAAGAAGCAGAAGAGAUGAAGACUAAAGUAGAGGAGUUGAAGAAAGAAACUGAAGCUACCAACAUUGCAUUAGAAGAAGCAGAAAAUAAGCUGAGAAUUGCUCUGGAAGAAGCUGAAGAAGCGAAAGCAGCUGAGGCAAGAGCCCUUGAUCGAAUUAAAGCCUUGUCCGAGAAAACUAAUGCUGCACACGCCUCAACCUUUGAGUCCGGUGCCAAUAUCACAAUAUCAAGGGAAGAGUUUGAGUCUUUGAGUCGUAAAAUUGAGGAGUCUGACGCAUUAGCAGAAAUGAAAGUUGCUGCUGCCGUGGCACAGGUAGAAGCUGUGAAGGCUAGUGAAAAUGAGGCCCUCAAGAGGUUAGAGGCAACUUGGAAGGAGAUUGAGGGUAUGAAGGGUUCAACCGAAGCUGCUUUGAAGAGUGCAGAGAUGGCUGAAGCAGCUAAGAGAGCAGUGGAAGGAGAACUCCGGAGGUGGCGUGAACAGGAACAAAAGAAGGCAGCUGAAGCUGCAUCUCGGAUUUUGGCAGAAACAGAGAUUUUGUCAGAAUCAUCACCUCUCCACUUUAGGCUUCAAAAGCAGAACCCAGCAGCAGAUAUUAUCGAGACCCAGAAAUUAGAGAAAGAGAAGAUGUUCGUUUCAAAGAAGGUACUUCUGCCUAGCAUCAGCAACAUCUUUAACAGAAGAAAGAACCAGAUUGAGGGUGGGUCUCCCUCAUACUUGCCUGGCGAGAAACCUGUGUGAUAUUUGGGUUUGCCAGACCUUUAUGCAUGGUUGAGAGUGGAACUUGUUUCGUUUUGUGUAUAUUUGAGACUGAUGGGAUUAGGUUCCCUUUCUCUCUCUCGUCUGUUUGGAGAGGAAGAAGAGGAACUGUCAGGAAAUGAGCUUGGUAGCAAGUUCAGGGAAGUGUGAUCUGUAAAUGAGACAAGCGAGUAGAUUAUAUUCAUUUGAAAGUUUACAUUAGAAAUCUGAGAUUUUUACUUUGGUA
Messenger RNA from Juglans regia (Persian walnut), 3070 nucleotides. Its product is annotated as WEB family protein At5g55860-like. Lineage: Eukaryota; Viridiplantae; Streptophyta; Magnoliopsida; Fagales; Juglandaceae. The record is from RefSeq and is a predicted model, not a curated record. The transcript is spliced from 4 exons. The coding region runs from base 892 to 2826 and encodes 644 amino acids.